UCUCUUGCUCUCUUUCUUAAUCAUCAUCAUCAUCAUCAUCCAAAAAAAAAAAAACUAAAAUAUAUUUAUAAAUCAACAAAAGGUGAAAGGUGGCAAGAAAGAAAAAGUGAUUUCAUUACAAUUUCAAGAACCUGAUUCAAAGGUUGUUUCUUUUCUUUCUCUCACUGGAAAGAAAAGCAAGAAAGUAAAGAAAGAAAAGAGAGAGAGGAGUGUUGUCCUUUUCUUUUCUUUUUUUGUUUUAAAAUAAAAAUUCUGUUUGAAAGACAAAAUUUAUAAACAAAGUAAUCGAAGAAUUUGUGUAAUAAAAAGAUUUCAAAAGACAAAACAGCAGCAACAAGUAUGUUGUUCUAUAGGAAAGGAGAGGGAGGCUAAAGACAGAGUCUUCUCUGGCUGCUGCUGCUCUUUCCUUCCCUUUUCUUUCUUUUCUUUUUUUCUUUUGCAAAACUGGGUCUUGAUUCUUGACUAAGGCUGCGGACAGUUAAUUCUACAGUUCAUUUCCCCAUCCAGGUGGAGACAGUAAUGCUAGGAACAUGGGAAAGAAAGGGAGUUGGUUUUCUGCAAUCAAGAAGGUCUUUUUACCCCACCCCAAGGAGAAACUAGCUAAUGAAUCAGAUAGGAAAAGCACUAAAGAAAAGAAGAAGAAAGGGCUAGGGAAACUAAGGCAUGGCGAUACCAAUUCAUUUAUUCCCCUGUUUAGAGAACCAAGUAGCAUUGAGAAGAUCUUGGAUGAGGCAGAGAGGGAGCAUAAAUUAAUUUUCAGGCCCCCAACACCUCCUGAGCAACCGAGAACACCACCUUUUGUACCAAGAGCUGCUUCUCCAAAGGUUCCUUCUCAAAGAGUUACCUCUCCUAGGGCUGCUUCUCCUAGAGUUUCUUCUCCCAGAGCUGCAUCUCCUAAGGUUGCUUCACCCCGGGCACCUUCUCCUAAGAAUGCUCAUCGUCAUAAGGAGAUAUACUACAGACCAGAACCUACUUUGAAGAAUCACCAUGCUUCAGCUACCAAGAUCCAAGCAGCCUAUAGAGGCUAUAUUGCAAGAAGGAGCUUUAGAGCUCUGAAGGGUUUGGUGAGACUUCAAGGAGUGGUAAGAGGACAGAGUGUGAAGCGGCAAACAACGAAUGCAAUGAAGUACAUGCAGCUGUUGGUCCGUGUCCAAUCUCAGAUACAGUCACGGAGGAUCCAAAUGCUAGAAAACCAAGCUCGACGUCAAGCUCAAUACAGGAAUGAUAAAGAAGUAGAGAGUACCUUGGGCAAAUGGAGCAUGGCAUCUGAGGCAGGUAACAAUGAGGAUUGGGACGACAGCUUGCUAACAAAAGAGGAGAUUGAAGCAAGGUUGCAGAGAAAGGUCAAUGCAGUUAUUAAGAGAGAGAGAGCCAUGGCAUAUGCAUAUUCCCACCAGUUAUGGAAAUCUACUCCAAAAUCUGCUCAAUCAGCUCUAGCAGAUAUCCGUUCAAAUGGGUUCCCAUGGUGGUGGAACUGGUUAGAACGUCAGCUACCCCCUUCAAGUACUCCUGAUAACCAAGCCAUUAAGCAUUUUCAACUUACACCAUCAAGGCUGCAUUCCGAACUGAAGCCUAGUCCACGGCCUUCAUCAAGCAACAACAAACAACAUCAUUUUGCAUUUGACAGUAUGGAUACUCCCACACCAAGAUCCUCAAAGUCAGUUGCAUUUAUGUCGACAAGGCAGGCACGAACUCCAGUACAUAGAACUCCACAAGCAGCCACGCCAAGCUUGUCAAAGUAUUCAAGAGCUAGAGCUAGUGGAGGUGAAUCACCAUUUGAUUUGCCGUUGAAGGAUGACGAUAGCCUCACGAGCUGCCCGCCCUUUUCGGUGCCAAACUAUAUGAAUCCAACAGUUUCAGCUAAAGCCAAAGCAAGAGCUAAUAGCAAUCCUAAGGAGAGGUUUCCUGGUACGCCAAGCAGUGACAAGAGGAGGCUUUCAUUCCCUCUAACUCAGGGCAUUGGUUCUUUCAAGUGGAACAAAGGGUCAUUCUUCUCUGGCAAGGAUUCAGGUUCUCAGAAGGGUUUAGAUAAACAUCAGCCUCAUUCCAUAGGAGAUUUGAGUGUGGAUUCAACAGUCUCUAUGCCUGCCACUGUUGGAAGAAAGCCAUUUAACAGAUUUGUGUGAAUUAUUGCCUAUAUUUUUAACAUCUUUUUUUUUUUAAAUUUUUCUUUUUAUACCUUUUGGUGUCAUUUGAUUGAGUGUAUGGUGAUAUUUUGAGUUACAAAAAUGCUGAUGUAAUAUAAUAAAAGCAACAGAUAGGAAAUCAUGGUUUGAUUGUAAGAAUUUGGGUUUUCUUCCCCCCUGAUUGCUUUAAUCAUUGAUUAUUACAUGUUGCCAA
Molecule: messenger RNA, 2340 nt
Organism: Ricinus communis (castor bean)
Lineage: Eukaryota; Viridiplantae; Streptophyta; Magnoliopsida; Malpighiales; Euphorbiaceae
Product: protein IQ-DOMAIN 14
Exons: 6
Coding region: 531-2126 (531 amino acids)
Molecular function (GO): protein binding
Source: RefSeq, a predicted model, not a curated record